UGAAAAACUUCUGGACAGAAUUAAAUAUGUUGCUCGAAGCUGCAAAGAAAUUCGUGACAAGUAUCAUGUUUAUGAUGACGGCCUGUACUAUCUGAUCUCAUCAAGAGGAGUCCUUUACCAGACAUUCUGUGAUAUGACCACUGCUGGAGGUGGCUGGACGCUGGUGGCCAGUGUUCAUGAAAACAACAUGUAUGGAAAGUGCACUGUUGGUGAUCGCUGGUCUAAUCAGCAGGGCAGCGACCCAAACCGGCCUGAUGGUGACGGGACAUGGGCAAACACAGUCACAUUUGGAGCUGCGGAAGCUGCUACAAGUGAUGAUUAUAAGAAUCCUGGAUAUUUUGACAUCGGGGCACAGGAUGUGUCUGUGUGGCAUGUUCCUAAUAAUAGUGAGUUGGAGCACUGGACCACUGCCUCCAUCCUGAGAUACCACACUGAAAAUCAGUUCUUAACCCUACAUGGAGGAAACCUUUUCAAUUUAUUCAAGAAAUUCCCUGUGAGGUUUGGAAUCGGGACAUGCAACAUUGAUAAUGGACCUGCUAUUCCAAUAGUGUAUGAUACUGGAAGUACGAUAAUGACCAAAAAUCUGUAUGGUCCAAAUUCAAGAGGAAUAUUUGAGCCUGGAUUCAUCACAUUCAGAGUCUUCAAUACCGAAAAGGCAGCUAUGGCUAUUUGUUCAGGCGUUAAACCAACCGGUUGUCACACCGAACAUUUCUGUAUUGGUGGAGGUGGACACUUUCCUGAAUCAGCUAGACAGUGUGGGGACUUUACAAGUUUCGACUGGAAUGGAUAUGGUACUAAUACAGAAUGGAGUGCUUCCAAAGAGAUAACUGAGGCAGCUGUACUUCUCUUUUAUCGCUGACACUCUGACGAGUCUAAAAUCUUCUCAUUGAGAUAUAUUACACUGAAUAACACCUGAAUGUUAUAUGCACAAUUACUUUCACAAAUGUAUUUCAUUACAAUAUAUAUCCUUUAUCAGUCUGUACUCUAAGAAUGCAUUUGCGUUCUUUGUGUUUGGUGUUUGUCACUAAGGAAAAAAAUAACCUGUCAGAUUAGCCAUUUAUUGAGCCAUUUAUAUCUAACAUACUUUAAACAUACUUUCAAUGUUCAUGCAUUUCUUUUUACAAUUGUUCAAAAGUGGAGCAAAUGUAUAAUGUUUCAAUAAAACAGUGGACUG
Sinocyclocheilus anshuiensis is the source of this 1174-nucleotide messenger RNA. Its product is annotated as intelectin. The transcript is spliced from 6 exons. The record is from RefSeq and is a predicted model, not a curated record. The coding region runs from base 134 to 859 and encodes 241 amino acids. NCBI's taxonomy places the organism in Eukaryota, Metazoa, Chordata, Actinopteri, Cypriniformes, Cyprinidae. Gene Ontology annotation, molecular function: oligosaccharide binding.